Molecule: messenger RNA, 2370 nt
Organism: Marmota flaviventris (yellow-bellied marmot)
Lineage: Eukaryota; Metazoa; Chordata; Mammalia; Rodentia; Sciuridae
Source: RefSeq, a predicted model, not a curated record
AUGUGCAAGAACUCAGCUAACGCACUACCGACCGCGCCACCAUUUUUCUGGUCCGAGACUGGAACCCAGUUUCCCGGGUCUGCACAAGCCCCUGAGACCGUAGACACCGCCCAGCGGGAGCCCCGGGAUCUCACGGUGAGCGGCACGGGUCCGGAGAGGGGAACGGAGAGGUCUCGGCGCGCAGUGGCUGGGGGCGGCCGGCCGGAGCUUCCUCCCGGGAUUGCUGUCUGCGCGUGCAGCCUGGAACCCGGGGCACCCCGGGCUUCUUGGCCGGGUUGGAAGAACAAACCUGUUGCAAAGCAGGGUGUUGUUCAAAUUGAUCCACCAGGGAGAAUAGCAAAGAGAUUCCAAGAGGAUGAACAGCAGGGUUCUAUGUUGGAAGAAAAAUAUGCCAGUGAGGACAUAAAGGAAAAUUCUUGGGAAGAGGCUCCUGGGCCAGGAGGUUUUGGGGGAAUAAACUUUAUCCACGGAGAAGCAUCCCCUGAAAUGUUUAGUCAAGAAUAUAAUUUUGAGAAAAGCUUGCUUUUGACCUCAAGCCUUGUUACACAUCUCAGGGUUUCUACAGAAGACAGUCUGCAGCAGUGGGAAACAUGUAAUAUACAUACAAGUGAGAUUUCAGACCAUAGUAAGUGUUCAACUCUCUCCACACAGAAAAAAUCUUGGCUAUGUCAGGAAUGUGGAAAAAACUUCACUCAGAGCUCAUCCCUUACCCAACAUCAGAGAACUCAUACUGGAGAGAGACCCUAUGCAUGCAAAGAGUGUGGGAAAGCUUUUAGUCGUAGCUCAUUCCUUGUUCAACAUCAAAGAAUUCACACUGGAGUGAAACCAUAUGGAUGUGAGCAAUGUGGGAAGGCCUUUCGAUGUCGAUCAUUUCUUACUCAGCAUCAGAGAAUCCACACUGGAGAGAAACCUUACAAAUGUAAUCAAUGUGGAAAUUCUUUCCGCAAUCAUUCACAUCUUACUGAACAUCAGAGAAUUCACACCGGAGAAAAACCCUAUAAGUGUAAUAGAUGUGGAAAGGCAUUCAGUCAGAAUACACACCUUAUACAUCAUCAGAGAAUUCACACAGGUGAGAAACCUUAUUUAUGUAAUGAAUGUGGCUCUUCUUUUCGUAAACACUCAAAUCUUAUGCAACAUCAGCGAAUUCACACUGGGGAAAAGCCACAUAAGUGUGAUGAAUGUGGGAAAACCUUUCAAACAAAGGCAAACCUCUCUCAGCACCAGAGAAUUCAUACUGGAGAAAAACCCUAUAAAUGUAAGGAGUGUGGUAAAACCUUUUGCCAGAGUCCAUCUCUUAUUAAACACCAGCGAAUUCAUACAGGAGAAAAACCCUAUAAAUGUAAGGAAUGUGGCAAAGCUUUUACUCAGAGCACCCCUCUCACUAAGCAUCAGAGAAUUCAUACAGGGGAAAGACCCUACAAAUGCAGCGAAUGUGGCAAAGCCUUCAUCCAGAGCAUUUGCCUUAUUCGGCAUCAGAGAAGUCACACUGGAGAAAAACCCUAUAAAUGUAAGGAAUGUGGCAAGGGCUUUAAUCAGAAUACCUGCCUCACUCAGCAUAUGAGAAUUCAUACUGGGGAGAAGCCCUAUAAAUGUAAAGAAUGUGGGAAGGCCUUUGCUCAUAGCUCAUCUCUUACGGAACAUCAUAGGACUCACACUGGAGAGAAGCCCUAUGUGUGUAGUGAAUGUGGAAUAUGUUUCCUUAAACAGUCAAAUCUCACUCAACAUUUGAGAAUUCAUAUGGGAGAGAAACCUUAUAAAUGUAAUGAAUGUGAGAAAGCUUUUCAAACAAAAGCAGUCCUUGUCCAGCAUCUAAGAAUUCAUACUGGAGAGAGACCCUAUAAAUGCAAUGAAUGUGGGAAAACCUUUUGUCAGAGCCCAUCCCUUAUUAAACACCAACGAAUUCAUACUGGAGAGAAACCAUAUAAAUGCAUGGAAUGUGGCAAAGCUUUCAGUCAGAGCAUAUGCCUCACUCGUCAUCAGAGAAGCCAUUCUGGAGAUAAGCCUUACAAGUGUAAUGAAUGUGGGAAAGCUUUCAAUCAGAGCACAUGCCUCAUGCAGCAUCAGACGGUUCAUUCAGGGGAGAAGCCCUACACAUGUACCAUGUGUGGAAAAGCCUUCACUCAGAACUCCUUCCUUGAUGUACAUGAAAGAACUCACACUGGAGAAAAACUUUAUAAGUGUAGUGAGUGUGAUAAAACUUUUCGCAAACAAGCACACCUCAGUGAGCAUUACAGAAGUCAUACUGGAGAAAAACCUUAUGAAUGCACUGAAUGUAGGAAACCCUUUAGGCACAGUUCAGCGCUUGUUCGACAUCAGAGGCUUCAUGCUGGAGAUUAAAACUUGGAAUGAAAUGAAUGUGAAAAGAUUUAU